AUGACUGGCCGUCUUGGACGUUUUAAGUUGGCCAUCCAAGCCUAUGACUUAAAGAUUGAGCAUCGAAGUGGGAAAUCAAAUAACUUCUGUGAUUAUCUCAGCCGAUGGCCACCAGCAGUCUAUUCCGUUGAACAGGAAACAGUCGACUUGACAUUACUCGAGCUUAACGCACCGAGAGUCGUCCUUGACGAACUCGUUAUGGAGCAGAAGAAAGACAGCUUAUAUGCUGUCAGUUCGAAAUCGCUUGGCGACAACCCAACUGGAGAGAGCCAGCCCAACAGCCCCCAGAUACCAGCUUUUCAACGAUGUUCUGUGCGUCGAAUUCCAGAAAAACCCAGGAAGCUUUCGAAUAUACGUACCAAAGACGCUUACAAAUCGCUUAAUGCGGGAGUUUCACGCAUCCCCUUUGUACGGCGGACAUUUAGGGCUAGAACGGACAUUUCUGCGCCUGGCCCAGCGAUUUUGGUGGCCCAAAAUGAAUCAAGACGUUCGAGACUUUGUUAA
Bursaphelenchus xylophilus (pine wood nematode) is the source of this 504-nucleotide messenger RNA. NCBI's taxonomy places the organism in Eukaryota, Metazoa, Nematoda, Chromadorea, Rhabditida, Aphelenchoididae. The record is from the annotation of a GenBank genome assembly.